GAGGAACACUGCCUUGCACCCCACCCACCUCAGUGAUCCCCAGAGUGUGUGAGGGAGAGCAUCUUCCGCCUCCAGUCCUGUUUCCUCCCUCCACCCCUCCGUCAGAUCGCACUCGAGGGCAAGACUGGCUGGGAGAGUCGGGGCCCACGCUCUAGCAGCCAACAGAACAAACGACCUCUCGGAAUGUCAACGAUGGAGCAAAACUGGAAGCUCCGAACCGAGUGAGAGGCUUCGUCCCCUGUCAGUGUGGAGAGUGCAGCAGCAACAACAACAACAACAACAACAACAACAUCAGAAGCAGCAGCAACAGCAACAACAACUACACAAAACAAUUGAUGGCGAAGGCUCAGGUCACGAAACGACCUACUUGAAGUGAUUUACCGCCGCACUCGACGCUUCCUCUGGUGGCCUUGACUCGUGACGCUUGGCCGGGCGGAGCGCUGAGCCUCGCCGCUUGGACCAUGGGCGGCGGAGACCCUGCCGAAGGGGCCACGCAGGCUCUCCGUGCUUGCUGUUGCUCAUUAACAUACAAAUACCAGGUUUAAAAAGUUUCCGAACGACUGAAAAUGUUUGCGUGAUUGCCGCUGACUUCUCCUGUAAAAUAUAAACUCAAACAGACCAACACCCGGACUGACGGUGGGGACGCUGCUGACCGGCCCACACCAACUCUCCUUCCUCGCUGCCGCUCACUAAUACAUAAACACCACAAAGUUUUCGAGUGGUUGAAAAUGCGUGCGUGAUUGCCGCAGACUUUUCAAAUAAAAUAAAGACUGACAAACAAACACCCAGGCUGACGGCGCGAGACUGCACACCACCUCUGAAAACAUGCCAGCUUUUUUCAUCUCGUUGUGGCAGCGUCCAGUGAACUAUUGACGAGAGCUGCGGCCGUGGGUCUGACGCGGACUGGUGGCGGCACACACACAAACACGCGGAGGGGCUGGGCGUCGCGUGAAGGGGCAGCAGCACUUACUCAAGUCGAUUCUGGGGGACAUUUUAAUAAGGAAAAGUAGCACGUAGCCAACAACAACGUCUCUAGUUUUUUUUCCCCUUUGUCUUUAGCCCGUGCAGCCUCCCUUCCCUCUCCUUCCCCUCCGUCUUCUCCUUCCCACCAUUCCACCCGCCCCAGUGUUCACCUUCCCCUCCCCGCGCGUCGCCUGCGUACAAAGCGGCUCAGCAUGUCCCUACGGAGGAAAAUUACAAGUCAAGUUUUGUUCCGCGGUCGCUGAAGAAAACAAGGAAGUAAAUAAAAGUUGGAAACGUUUGUCAAAGUCGCAGUAAUCCACGUGUGUUAAAAGAAGAUAAUAAACAGAUGCGCCAGUGAAAGAAAAAACGUUAUUAAGUGCACCGAAAACAACAACUACUCAAGAACAAAAUAGAAGAAUAGAAAAGAAUAGAAAGAAUUGAAAGAAUAUAAUAGAAAAGUGUGAAAUAUUCUUUUUAAGUCGCACGUUGUUGAAAGAAGAUAAAAGCAACAUAUUCAGAACGAAAAUUACGUUGACAAAUGUAAAGAAAAGAAAACAUAUCAUCAAAACUAGAGACUUAUUUUUUGCGAGCAUCUGCACAAUAAUAAACACACACACAAACACACGUUACAGAGCAGCAAACAAGCGAGGAAAUAAAAGCUAAAUCAAACUCACCUCGCAGCUGUUCCUCGUGGAUGCUCCCCUUCAGCUUAUACCGCAGUCUUCAAAAGUUCGCUCUCACCUGAAUUCACCGCCGAUCCGACCCCACCCUUCCCUUGCCCUCCGUACCCCGCCCCGGCUCGACCCAACCCACCGCGCACCAUGGCCAGCAAGCGAGUUGACUGGGGUCGCUUCGGCCUGGCCUCGGACGCAGAGAGAGAAGCCUCGGAGACAACCCGCCUGAAGGACCCGGCGCUGGAAGAGGGCUACUACGGGGGACAGGACGCUGAGCUCUUCGCGGAGGAGAAAGGCGACGUGCCAUGGUGGAAGAGCACCUUCUUCGUCAGCGAGCGGGUGUUGUUCGGAACAUGGGACGGCGUGUUCACCUCCUGCUUCGUCAACCUGCUGGGCGUGAUCGUCUUCCUGCGCGCCGGCUGGGUGGUGGGUCAGGCCGGCGUUCCCUUGGCAGCGCUCGUCAUCUUGGUCUCAGUGGUGGUGGUGCUGACGUCCGUGGUGUCGGCGGUGGGGAUCUGUGAGCGUACGAGGAUGGAGAGUGGCGGCAUCUACUUCCUCAUCUCCCACGUGCUCGGCUCCCAGGUGGGCGGGUCCGUGGGCCUCGUCUACUGCUUCGGACAGACGGUCGGCAUCUCCCUCUGCGUGACUGGCUUCGGGGAGUCGAUGGCCAAGCUGCUGGACCUUCGCUGGAUGUGGGCCGAGGAGGCGAUGGGUGCCGCGGCCCUCCUGCUGCUGGCGCUGAUCAACGUGGCGGGCGUCAAGUGGGUGGUGAAGGUGCAGUUCCUCCUCCUCCUGCUGGUGCUUCUGGCCGUCAUUGACUUCCUGGUGGGGAGUUUCCUUGCCCACCCCGAUGAGGCCGGCGUGACGGGCUGGUCGGGGCUCACCUGGGCCAACAACACCUCGCCAGGCUACACGGAGGACAACUCAUGGUUCACCGUCCUGGGCGUGUUCUUCCCCACCGUGACAGGCAUCAUGGCGGGCAUCAACAUGAGCGGCGACCUCCGACACCCCGCCAGAGACAUCCCCGUCGGCACGCUCUCCGCCCUCGGCCUCAGCACGGUGCUGUACCUGGUGUUCGUGGUGGUGCUGGGGGCCACGGUGGAGCGCAAGGUGCUGCUCACGGACUACAUGAUCACCGAGAAGGUCUCCGCUCUGGGUGUGUUGCUCCUGAUCGGCCUGUACACCACGACGCUCUCCUCCACCCUGGCCUCGCUGUACGGCUCUCCGCGCGUCCUGCAGUCCAUCGCCGCCGAGAACGUGGUGCCCUUCCUCGCCCCGCUCGCCAAGGGGAAAGGUCCCAACAAGGUGCCGGUGGUGUCCUUGGUGGUGACGGUGGUGGUGACGCUGGUGUUCUUGAUGGUGGGGCGCAUCAACACCCUCGCCCCCAUAGUCACCAUGCCCUUCCUCGCCACCUACGCCACCAUCGACUACGCCUACUUCGCCCUCGCCAUGACGGCCGAUAUGCAGCGGAAGAGGGAGGCACGGUUCAGAGGUCAAGCCUUCGGAACGCCGACCUUCGACACCCGAAGCAGCGGUGGCAACACUGACCUCGACCACCUGUUCCCUGAGAGGAUCACUCACAAAAAGGUCAUCACGACGGCGGCCAGCUCGGGCACCUCCAGCGUGGUCUCUUCCCCCGACGACCACUCCAGCAUCAAGUCCGACACAGACCGCUCCGGCAAGGAGGAAGGCGGCGCGAGCAGCAGCGUGACCAGCGAGGGUCGGGCGCCGACCCCCGGCGGUGUGGGGGGCGUGAUGGGCAUCUCCAGCAAGCCCUCGCAGUGGUACUACCACCUGUGUAAUCGCUGGCUCUCCCUGCUCGGCGUGGCGGUGAAGCUGGCGAUGAUGCUGUGCGUGCACUGGGCCUACGGGCUGGCCACGCUGGUCAUCAUGCUCUUCUUCUACGUGUACAUUGGCCAGGCGGCGCCGGGUGGCCCUCCUGGCAUUGCUACUGAGUUCGUCUUCCUCCUCUGGAUCAAGAACAAAUUCCUUGCCUGCAUCGGGCAGCGACCGUCGGAAUAUGACCAGGUGGUGGUGACGCCGCUGCACCCCGGCGUUGAGGUCACCGCCAACCAGCUCACGGAAGAGAACGAAGAUUUUGCGGCAAGAUCCCGCUACCACCAGUCAGCGCCAGGCGGGGCGCUCCCUGACCUGCCCAAGCCUCAGUGAGGCCCUGGUCCGCCUCACACUACCUCAUCUUACCUGCAGGGACGCAGACUCACCCCGUCAAAUAAAUCACACUCAACGCUUGCGACAAAGGAUAUAUAUAUAUAUAUAUAUAUAUAUAUAUAUAUAUAUAUAUAUAUAUAUAUAUAUAUAUAUAUAUAUAUAUAUAUAUAUAUAUAUAUAAUUGAUACCAAUCGUUACACCAGGGGAGAAAAUUUGACGCCAAAGAUCAUCAGCCCAUCCUCACCCUCAUCAGCUCCAGUAAUAACUGGAGAGGGUAAAACAAAAUUCCAGGGACCUACUAAUUGCCAGCAUGCUUCACACAAAAAAGUCUUCGAAAGUUACGCCUCCAACGCUCAGUCUGCAGCUCCACACGCAGCUGCGUUGCUUCACGACAGGUUAUGUAUGAGGGUUUUUUUAUGUAUCACUGAUGAAAAUCAGCACAGUCCAUCGAAUAUGAAGGGUGAUCGCCGCGCUGCUGUUGUAUCGGUUUGAUUUUUAUUCCGUGUCCCACGAUUUAGCAACCACAAAUAACUUGGUCACUUCUAUCUUUGUCUCUAGUUCACACACACACACACACACACACACACACACACACAGUGGUUAGCGCGCUCCCCUCACAACCGAGAGGUUCCUGGUUCGAUUCCCAGACGGAGUGGAGGCAGAAGGGCAGUCUCCUUUAAUCCGUUCCCCCUGUCCACCCAGCAAGGAAUGGGUACCAGGUGUCAGGCAGCCUCCCAGGUGUGUGCGUGUGAGGUUUCAGCCGUAUCUAGAGAUCCAUCACUUCUGAGCUCCAAGUUCGGUCGAGGAUGGCAAUCGUGAGUCUACCACGUGGUCAUAUAUUGCCCAUUUCGUCUCUUGUGCAUUACUUUCAUCUACUAUACUCUCAGAUCUGAGGAAGAAAUGUCACUUCAGGGAGCGUAAUUGCCUUGAAACAGAAGGACAGCAUGGUUAUCAGAAAGAUGUUCUUGUGUCGUGCCACAUUGGAUCUCUCGAACUCUAGAAUCUGCAGACCAUUAAAGGGCGCGGCUUUCUCUUUGAAAUUGCUAAAAAUCUAGUGAAUAUAUGCAGGCUUUGAAACUGAGUGCCGUCUUAAUCCUCGGACACUGCUUAUAUGAGUGUUAAACACUUUAUCUGUUGGUACGUUUCUUCUCAGUGUUUGUGUUACAUGUAUUAAAAUUCCUAAAUUGUUCACAUUUCAAGAAUAAUCAAAUAAAUAAACAGACUUCAUAUAACCUGUGAUGGUCCACAUAAACUGCAAAGGAAAAGGUGUCCACGGGCUGCUCUGGGUUUCCUGCUGAGGUCCUUUCUUGUAUACCAUGCCUGUUGAAGCCGUGGAGGGGCUUCGGAGACGAGCUGGAGCCCAAUGGGUGGGAUGUUUUUGUCUCUUGCCUUGGUCUCCGCCUUCGACUCAUCUAAUUUUGCAUGGCCCUGCACCUCUCACCCUUCCAUUCUUUGUUUCCCACUCCGUCCCUCAUUAUCACGUAUAACACAACAUUCCUUCUUUACAUAAAAAUUAACCCAGCGCACUUCAAAAUUUAUCGUUUAGCACUAGAGGGUCAUUGCUUCCCAGUGCUUGUAUAUUGAAACAAAACCAUCCCGCAUAGGUUCAGCAGGUGUGUUAUACCUCACAAGACCAGCACACUUCUACUUUACAGAUCAACCCAACGGUGUCUACAUGAAAAUGUAAAAAGUCAUUAACUAAUGAACCGAAAAGAAGGGCGGCAAAGAUGAUAUUUUUUUUAUUAGAAUACUUGUGUGACUUAUGCAAAUGUCUUGAGGGAGCGGCAUCAAACGUGGAGCACCCUCACGUCGAGCGACAAAACGCCAUCCCAGAGAUUCGAGGACAACACAGCCGGCGACCUUAGAUGACCUCGGCAGCCACAGCCCCCAGGGACCGGGUGCUACCUCUCUGAAGAACGAAAAUAACAACGAGGAAUGAACACCAUAUUUUACCGACAUGAGGAUACAACUUAUUUGUCUUCACGGACAAAACUAAUUUGUCUUCACAGGAAGGACGUCUGGCAAUGCUUCAAGAUCAAAUACAGUAUAUAUAUAUAUAUAUAUAUAUA
Molecule: messenger RNA, 5875 nt
Organism: Eriocheir sinensis (Chinese mitten crab)
Lineage: Eukaryota; Metazoa; Arthropoda; Malacostraca; Decapoda; Varunidae
Product: solute carrier family 12 member 8-like
Exons: 14
Coding region: 1785-3806 (673 amino acids)
Biological process (GO): potassium ion import across plasma membrane; cell volume homeostasis; chloride transmembrane transport
Cellular component (GO): membrane
Molecular function (GO): potassium:chloride symporter activity
Source: RefSeq, a predicted model, not a curated record